This is a messenger RNA of Agrilus planipennis (emerald ash borer), 3445 nucleotides long. RefSeq lists its product as uncharacterized. The record is from RefSeq and is a predicted model, not a curated record. Lineage: Eukaryota; Metazoa; Arthropoda; Insecta; Coleoptera; Buprestidae. The transcript has 4 exons. The coding region runs from base 418 to 3192 and encodes 924 amino acids.
ACCUCACACCAGUAUACAAAAUAACUAUAGUAUUACAGUAUAGUAACCUAUUACAUGCCCUUCUUCUUCGCGAACCGAGUCUCACCACAGUUAACAACGCAACCAGAAGCAACAGUUGGAAAACGAACGUGUUGCCGCGUAUACUACAUAGAAGAACAACCCUCGACGGAGAUGGUCACUGUUAGAUCGACCGGGAAAAACAAACGUGGAAAGCCGGAAAAGUGAAUGCGCGCACGUGAUUUUGUGCUGACUGAAAUACGUUUUUUUCAUUUUUUUUUUUUUUUAAGUGAUUCGAAACUGUUUUGUUAGUGCCAGAAAUAAUUGCAAAAAAAGGAACAAGACACCUAUUGUUAUAAUUUUCUUCCUUUUUACCCCACUUUAUCGGAUAUCUGCGGAAUACCUAACAAACAAUUAAAAAUGCUACUCAAUCAUUUUUCAUGGAUGCUACUGCUAUUAAUAUCAAGUAAAUAUAAAACAGAGGCCACAGAACUGGAUGCAGAUGGUAGUAGAGGGCACAGUUAUAAAAUUUCACCGUACUUAAGAAGGGAAAUAACGACAAACUACGAGGAAAGCUUCCCAGAUGACGACCUUAUGGCACUGAGCUCUGGAGGAGGAAGCAAAUUUAAUAAAAAGAAAAACAAAAGCAGCGUCGGCAGUAGCAAUGACAGUGAAGAGAAGAAAACAUUAGCGCAACAAGUGGCUGAAGGAAAGUACGCUCUCAUACAAAAUGAGCUUUUCCUCAAACCUCCGAAACGACCAGGCAUACUAAGUUACGAAGCGAACAGUGAAAUACCAAACGACACCGUACACACAUUAGGGGGUCUUGCAAAGAAAGAAAUAUGGUUGGCAGACAGUCAUUUGCUCGUAUUGACGGGCGGUACGUUUCAGCCCUACGAGACGACAGACGGGGGUGGGAAUGCGUGGCGACCCAUCGACUUUUACAAGGCUCCAAAGCGCCCCGUCAAGUUACCGACCCGUCCUAAGGUGCCGCCGCCCUUUCCAGUACAGCUCAUCGAAGGAGGGCCCCUCCAAAUCCUGGGCACAAACUCUACGAGAACGCUUGAUGAAUCAGAGAAAACCUCGACGCCGGUGCCUCCCCCGGAAGGAUACAUCCCCGGCAGUGGCCCAUACUUCCCACCCACAAAUCAAGAUCCGACCAACUCUAUUACCGGGCAAACUGCGUUCGGAAAUCCUUCAGUCGUUACCGAAACCGUUCCCACACCGGUCUUCUCAUUAAACAGCUCAAAUUUACCACCCCACUUUGCGUCACUACCCCCUGGAGCAGUCGUAUUACCACCACCAAAUUUAACUGUUAUGAUAGAUGAAGAAGAUCCGUCCAUCUAUUAUCCACCACCGUAUAGUUUCUACUAUGAAGUUGACAACUCUACCAAAGUACCCCCCGGUCCUUUAGUUCCCGGCCUAAUACUCCCACCUCCCCCUGAUUUCUUUGCACCGUUAGAAGGAGGUACGCCAACAGAAAGAUCAAAAACGGUGACCACAAAGACAAGCAUAUCGUCGAAAACAAGUGUAAGAUUCCGAAUGAAAACUUCAAAAACCACAACUUCUACAACUACAACUCCGCCCACAACCAAAACAACUUAUGCUUCUUCAACAACCCCGUCUUUUCAAAAAUACAAAACAAAACAAUCUAGAGUGUCGUUUGUGGAAAAGACCACGCUUCCCAAUCAUUUUAACCGACCUAUAUUCAGAGCAAGAAAUAGAACUAUUCAGAGGCCUGUUUCAAUUCAACCCCAACACGUACACGUACGUCCAGAAAAUCGUGUAACAGAAAAACCAAGCAUUGUUUCUUCCCGUCUUAUUGAAGAAAUUCAUAUAAAAACCAUACCAGACGUCACAACGCCAACAUACCAACAUUUGGAAGAUGUUCAGUUAAACAAAAUUAAAGACACGACAACUCCUAAUUCCUUACUUGCAUACAGAAAUAGUAUCGUGUCUAACAAAAUUAACUUUGAUGAACCUAGCACGAGAUCUACCACGAAAAGAAUACCAGUUAAAAUAUAUAUAACCCCCGCGUACGCAGACGCUGGUUUAAAAAGAGGUACUCCUGUGCAAAGGACUAAGAGGCCGAAAAAUAUUUAUUACUUCGAAGAAAGCCCCGACGAUCAGUACAGACAAUCAGUUCCUAAAUCUGAAGUACCUUUUUCAACUCCAUCACCUGAUAUAGUAAAAGAAACUCCCAGACAUAGAUAUCAUGCGCCGCCCCCACCAACCCCACUUCUUCGUCAAAUUAAACUCAGUCCGGCACCGUCUGACGACGACAGUUUCAAACAACACAUUGAUCAGAUUAGAAAUCAAAUUAGAAAAUUCCAAACAAGCCAAGAUUCUUUUGUUUCUAACAAUGCAAACCCAAGGCAUAAAUCUCAACCUCUUUACCAAUACAGUUUCGAAGCUCACAAUUACCCAGAACAACAUCGCAUCAAUGAAGAACAUUUUCGAAAUACGAAGGUUCCAGAUGCAGUAAAUGAUAAUCGGAAAUAUACUGUAAACAUUCAACCAGCUAUUGAGGUGACAUCCCAAGGACCUGUAAUUAGACAGUCAAGUCCGUUUCUUGUUCCACCUCAAGAUGCCUACAGAUCAACUCAAAGACCCACCGUAGACCAAUACUAUGACAAUCAGCAAGAGCAAGAAAAAUACAGACCAAACGGUGCUAGAAAAGAUUUGUCACAUCUCUCCGGUGUUCCAUAUCCUUAUUACGAUAUUUUUGUGUACGAUAUAAACGGAAGGAGAGAACUGUAUGAAACUCCUGAAGAAAAUCUGUCCUGGCAACCACGUCCAAGGAAACCAGUCAGCUUGCACGACGAUAUAAACGUAAAUUAUAACACAAGAGGAUUGCAAAUUAAUCCAGACGCUGAAAUUAUUCAAAUACCACAGCAAACACAACAUUAUCCACAACAAACUUCUGCUGACAUUCGAGAAAGGUCAACGCGACCAAACUCUUACUACGACACCCCAGCUACAUAUUACCAAGGAAACCGACGUCAACAAUCUACGUCCCCUAGAGGAACUAACCCCCCAGCCACAGCAUUCAUUUCUUAUAAACUUCCGGGGGACGAGGAGGCUCAUUUCUACUUCUUGACCCCCCAACAAACCAAACAGCAGCAGCAACAAAGGCACCAUGACUUCCCAUACUAUUACAAAAAUGACAAUGAUGACAAUGGUCGACUGAAGUGAAUGAAUGUGUUCCUUAAGAACGUUGUUCGGUGUGGAAUUGUAUUUUCUUACUUUGCGAGAGGUUCGCUCGAGACGCUACUGUGAUUUACAUAUUUAAGUACCAAAGAGUGAAUUGGGGACAGAAGGGAACUUUUUUAAAAGGUGCGAUCGAACCGUCAGGUGCAUAGUGAGAAUAAAAUAUACAACUCGUGCUAGAACAAUCCAUGAAUGACAUUAUUUAUGUUGAAAUUUGAAAAUAAAAUGUGACAAUAGA